AUGGCCACCGACCUCUGGCGCCUCGACCGGCGCGAGAUACUCGCGCUAGUGCACCAGUUCCUGCAGAACGAGGGCCACCUCGGAGCUGCCAAGGAGCUCGACGCGGAGCUCUGCGAGGUGGGCGCGGCGCCGAGUGUGCCGGUGAGGCAACUCGAGCACCUGCUCAAUCUUGCACUGAGCCAUGCGCACGGGCUCCCCGGCGACACCGGCUCGGAGGCCACGCAACGCACGCUCGCGGCCAAGCUCGGCCGCGCCGGCAGCCACGGCGCCGGCAGCUCCUCUGCUCUCCACGCGAGCCUCUUGACGCGAGACUGGGCCUCCAGUCGCCUCUACGGCGCGAUCCGCUCGGAGCUGAGCGAGGAGGAGCGACCCGCCUCGCGCGGCCGGGACGCGGCGGCAGCCCAGCCGCCGGCGGGGAACGAGGGAGGGAGGCCCGCUCUGAACGGGGGAGGGGGGGCGGGUGGCGGGGAGGGCGCAAGGCAGGGCGCAAGGCAGGGCGCAAGGCAGGGCGGAGGGGAGGGCGGUGCGGCGAGCCGGCCUGGCGUGGCAGAGGGCGGGCAGACGCAACUUGCGGCGCGGGAGGAGGCUGUGGAGAGCGAGGCGGAGGAGGGGGAGGCGGAGGAGGGGGGGGCGGAGGAGGGGGGGGCGGAGGUCUCGGGAGGCGCGCGUGCGGACGAGGCUGGUCGCGAUGCGGUGCUGGGGUCGGAGGGGGCGGCUGGGACAGGAGAUGGGGAGGGAGAGGCAGAGGGCGGGGCGGAGGAGGCGGAGGAGGCGGAGGAGGCGGAGGAGGCGGAGGAGGCGGAGGGGGUUGCGGAGGAGCCGGCGGUGCUCGACGACGCGCGCGGGCUCGACCGCCUCUUUGCGCGGGGCCUCUGUCCGAGCGUCUUCUUCAUUCGUCCUUGCGACCUGCCUUGA
Messenger RNA from Emiliania huxleyi CCMP1516, 915 nucleotides. RefSeq lists its product as hypothetical. The record is from RefSeq and is a predicted model, not a curated record. The coding region runs from base 1 to 915 and encodes 304 amino acids. The transcript has 2 exons. Gene Ontology annotation, molecular function: protein binding. Lineage: Eukaryota; Haptophyta; Isochrysidales; Noelaerhabdaceae.